Molecule: messenger RNA, 1209 nt
Organism: Halichondria panicea
Lineage: Eukaryota; Metazoa; Porifera; Demospongiae; Suberitida; Halichondriidae
Product: band 7 protein AGAP004871-like
Exons: 7
Coding region: 145-1080 (311 amino acids)
Cellular component (GO): plasma membrane
Source: RefSeq, a predicted model, not a curated record
GGUUAAAUCCGGAGAAGCUAAUAGGUGUGGUACGUCCCUGGAAGUUGCAGUCAGCUCUAGCUCUUCUCCUUCCCGACAAUACCUGUUUACGUACCUGCCUAGGCCUGAGACACGCCAAGAAGAGUUUGGGAGCUAGACAGUGCCAUGGCAUCCGAAGAAAUAGUAGAAAUCGGCAUGGCGUUGGAGCCUAAGAGAUCACAGCAAGACAGCAUUGGAGCUCUCCCAGGGGUAAUGACGAGGUCAAGAGGGCACAAAGACUACCAGACCAUUCCCCCUAUAGGUAUGACUGAUGAUGUGGAUGUGGGGGGUGGGGGUGGCUGCUCCAUAGUAUUGGCUGUCAUCUCUUUCAUCAUUGUCAUUUUCACAUUUCCCUUUUCACUCAUCUAUUCUAUCAAGAUUGUGAAGGAGUAUGAGCGAGCAGUGAUCCUGAGGCUGGGUCGACUGACAGGUCGCAGGGCCAAGGGGCCGGGUCUAUUCUUUGUCCUGCCCUGCAUCGACACUGUGCAAGUGGUCGACCUCAGAACUGUCACUCUGGACGUACCACCACAGGAGAUCCUGACUAAGGACAGUGUGACUGCCAAGGUCGAUGCUGUGGUCUACUUCAGGAUAGCAGACCCCAUAGCCGCCAUCCUCAAGGCUGAGAAUGCCAAGGACUCCACUUUCCGAAUCUCUCAGAGCACUCUGCGUGAUGUCCUUGGUACCAGAACACUGGCUGAGAUUCUGGCCGAGAGAGAUGUCAUCAGUGAGCAGCUCGGGACUCUUCUUGAUACUGCCACUGACCGCUGGGGAGUCAAGGUGCUGCGUGUGGAAAUGAAGGAUGUGACUCUUCCCACUUCAAUGCAACGCUCCAUGGCAGCUGAGGCUGAGGCUGACAGGGAGGCUCGUGCCAAGGUUGUGUCUGCUGAGGGAGAACAGCGAGCAGCGAGGAAGCUCCGUGAGGCAGCUGAUGUGCUUGAUGAGUCCCCAGCAGCCCUCCAACUGCGUUACCUGCAGACUCUCAACACCAUCUCAGCCGAGAACAACCACACCUAUGUGUUCCCUCUUCCCAUUGACCUGCUCACUAAAAUGCUGUCAAAGUGAACUUUUUAGUUAUAAUAUGUAUAGACUGGAAAAUGCGAUAGUAGGCCCUAUGAUUUAGGGUUCAGAUUUAUUCACUCUGUAGAAUGUGUAUAGGCUUAAUUGUUGUACUUAAUUUGUGCUGUGCCAUUA